Messenger RNA from Cheilinus undulatus (humphead wrasse), 2104 nucleotides. RefSeq names its product protein phosphatase 1, regulatory subunit 8b (gene ppp1r8b). Gene Ontology annotation, cellular component: nuclear speck. Gene Ontology annotation, molecular function: protein serine/threonine phosphatase inhibitor activity; protein binding; mRNA binding. The record is from RefSeq and is a predicted model, not a curated record. The coding region runs from base 46 to 1095 and encodes 349 amino acids. The transcript has 7 exons. Lineage: Eukaryota; Metazoa; Chordata; Actinopteri; Labriformes; Labridae.
GCGCUUUACCCAUCAUGCAGCUGGGCAUUGAUAAGAUGAGGCAAGAUGGCGACUAAAACAAGCAAAGAGGGUCCCCCUCCUUUCGAUUGUCCAUCAUGGGCAGGCAAACCACCCGCAGGGCUUCAUCUAGACGUGAUGAAGGGAGACAAACUGAUAGAGAAACUAAUCAUAGAUGAAAAGAAGUACUACCUGUUUGGGAGAAACCCAGACUGGUGUGACUUCACCAUCGACCAUCAGUCAUGUUCACGAGUCCACGCAGCCCUGGUCUACCACAAACACCUGAAGAGGGUCUUCCUUAUAGACCUCAACAGCACACAUGGUACUUUUCUUGGGCACAUUCGACUGGAGGCACACAAGCCUCAGCAGAUUCCCAUAGACUCUACAAUAUCUUUUGGGGCUUCCACACGGACAUACACCAUCAGAGAGAAACCCCAAACCCAAGGCACAGCUGGCACUGGAGACAGUAAGACAGGAGACGAUGAAGAGCUGAAAGGACUGCUUGGGCUUCCAGAAGAAGAGACAGAGCUGGAGAAUCUGACAGAGUUCAACACAGCCCACAACAAGCGUAUCUCUCUACUGACCAUCGAGGAGGGUAACCUUGAAAUUCAGAGGCCUAAGAGGAAACGGAGGAACUCCAGAGUUACCUUCAAUGAAGAGGACUCCAUCAUUAACCCAGAGGACAUUGACCCCUCAGUGGGGCGCUUUAGAAAUAUGGUGCAGACAGCUGUCAUCCCAAUAAAGAAACGCAGAUCAGAGGGCCAAAACAGUCUCGGUCUUGACGACCUCAGUUCAAAACGUAUCCAUGGCUACAGCUUGGGCGGUGGUCUCUAUGGGGACUUGCCUCCAACCAGUCAUGAGAACCAGCCUACAGGAGCCCCAGGAGGUGCUGCCAUGCAAGGAGGGCUCCCUCUGCCUUUCCCCAAUCCAGCACCAGAGGUGGACCUGGCCCCAGAGGCCCCCCAGCCCCCUGUCACUCUCAACCCCACUCCUGUCACAGCCCCUUACCUACCAGAGACCUACAACGAGCCUCGCAAAAAGAAGUAUGCCAAAGAGGCCUGGCCUGGAAAGAAACCCACCCCUUCACUACUCAUCUAACUGGUUUGUUGGAGCUGCGGACUCUCAGGUUACCAGCAGACGCAUCAGGGACUGUGACCUGGCAAAGCGGAGUCAUACACUUCUUUUUUUUUUUUGUCUGUUUGUUGUUUCACUCAUCGUCACAGAAAGGCACCAUUUCAUCUCCCUGUGGUCUGUUACACUAAGUCAGCCGUUUAUAAUUGGACAGAAUACCGGAGAAUCUUGUUGACAAAACAAGUUUGAACAUUUUCUAGACUUGUUGUCAGCUUUGAUAUCAGUUAGUGACAGGCUACUUGGAUAUGAGGAGCCAUGGAGUUGUGUUUUUGAUGUGUUGGGUGUAAAAUUGUAUUUUUUUUAUGUACUUAACACGUUUCAACUGUUCUUUUUUGUCACUCCAGUAUUUUGAUAAUGCUGUCAAACAUAUAACAGAAAAGUACUUUUUUAUAAGAGAUUUUACUGUAAGAAGUCAGGAAAGUCUGAGACAUGAAGUGAGUUUCUAUAAAAUACAGGGCUGCUUUUCAUUUUCCAAACUUAUUGAUAUAAUGUGAUGAAGUGUUUAACUCACUGAAACAUUUACAUAGAUAUUUAAAGCCAAUAUGACAUUAACCAAAGUGUCUUUCAUUUGUUUUAAAAGCCACUAGAUGGUGACUUGUGCACAGAGUUUGACUGCAGACUUGCAUUGUUUAUGACCUGUUGAACGAAUCUUAGCAUUGUUCAAAAGAUAGGCUAACUGUGUUGUGCUCUAUGAAAUAGUCUCACAAGCUUAAUAUUGUUAAUUUGGAAUCUCCUGCCUAUAAAAAGCCAUUUACCCUGCCCAGACUAUAUAAUGAUCGUAUUCUUCCUUUGGCUUUUUACAGUUUGUUGAGUUUUAAAUGUUUUUUUGCUGUUUCCCAGCACUGUAAAUACAGGGAUCUUAAAAUUUUCUAUGUUGGCAACUGAUUGAACAUUCAACAAUACCAGUUAUGCAGAACUGAAUAAUAGCACAUAAACAAAUACAAUUUUUUUCUGCAAAAAUAAAGAGCUAGUUGAA